UCCAGAGGCAGGAGCGGCGGCGAGUGGUGGUGAUGGCAGGGGCAGGGAUCAGCACCCCCAGCGGCAUCCCCGACUUCAGGUCUCCAGGGAGUGGCCUCUACAGCAACCUGGCACAGUAUGACAUCCCCUACCCAGAGGCCAUCUUUGAGCUGAUGUAUUUCUUCGCCAACCCCAAGCCCUUCUUCACGUUGGCCAAGGAGCUCUACCCUGGCAACUACAGACCCAACUACGCCCACUACUUCCUGAGGCUCCUGCACGACAAAGGGCUGCUCCUGCGCCUCUACACCCAGAACAUCGAUGGGCUGGAGAGGGUUGCUGGGAUCCCUCCUGACAGGCUGGUGGAAGCCCACGGCACCUUUGCCACUGCCACCUGCACAGUCUGUCGAAGGAAGUUCCCAGGAGAGGACUUCAGGGGGGACAUCAUGGCGGGCAGGCUCCCUCAGUGCCCCACCUGCAGCGGCCUGGUCAAACCUGACAUCGUCUUCUUCGGCGAGGAGCUGCCCCAGCGCUUCCUGCUGCACCUGGCAGACUUCCCCCGGGCAGACCUGCUCCUGGUCAUUGGCACCUCCCUGGAGGUGGAGCCCUUUGCCAGCCUGGCAGGAGCUGUUGGCAGCUCUGUGCCCAGAGUCCUCAUCAACCGUGACCUGGUGGGACCCUUCGCUCAGUGCCAGCGCCACAACGACGUGGCCCAGCUGGGGGACGUGGUCAGUGGUGUGGAGAGGCUGGUGGAGCUGCUGGGCUGGGCACAAGAGAUGCAAACAUUGAUCCAGAAAGAGACAGAAAAGCUGGAUGCCAAAGGCAACUAGGAGAGCUGUCUCCCUGCUGCUGGAGAGCAACAGAGACCCUGUGGUGCCCAGCACAGGCAGAGGAGGAGGUGCUGGCAGGGAGCAGUGGUGGGACAGCCCUCUGGCCCUGCAGCAGCACAGCCCCCAGGGCUGGCUGGCAGGACAGGAUGCUCAUGGCUCUGCCAGCCUGGGAGGAGAGCAACAGCCCUCACCCAUGGAGGAGGAAAGCUGGAGGGAGCGCAGCCCAAAGCUGAAAACUGGUUCUGCCCUACCUGAGACUCCAGAACAGCUGAUGGAGCACCAAGCCCUGCUCCAUCCUCAUCUCACCCCACACUGGCCCCACGAGGAGCAACUCUUCUCUUGCACAGCUCUGGCUCUUGCCCCAGCAGCACAGCCCCUGAUGUCCAGCUGUGAGAGCUUCCCCAGUGGAGGGGCCAGGAGCUCCUGGGCUCCUGCCAGCACAUCAGGCAGGCUGUUUGGGCCUCCCACCACCUGAGCCCUGUAGAGGGACAGCUGUUCAAGGAACAGAGGCUGAAAAUGCCAUAAGGAUCGGGCCUUGAGGCAGGACAGCCUGGAAUGAGUUCUCCAGCUCCCACCAGACUGAGCAGCCACUGCCUCCUUCCACAGCUCCUCCUCAGCCACAGUCAUCACCUUCCAGCUGCUGCAGACUGCUAAGGUUUAUUUUUCAGAUGAAAUCUCUACUAAAUGAGGGACAAAUGCUGUCUGGGGCCUGCCUGCCCAAGUUCCUGAUCAGGAACACUGGCUCAGGCUGCUGGAAGGGCUUCUGAUUCAGGUCACUGUUAAUUAUUUAAUAAUAAAGAGUUCUAAU
Indicator indicator is the source of this 1614-nucleotide messenger RNA. RefSeq names its product sirtuin 3 (gene SIRT3). The record is from RefSeq and is a predicted model, not a curated record. The transcript is spliced from 6 exons. NCBI's taxonomy places the organism in Eukaryota, Metazoa, Chordata, Aves, Piciformes, Indicatoridae. The coding region runs from base 33 to 806 and encodes 257 amino acids. Gene Ontology annotation, molecular function: histone deacetylase activity, NAD-dependent; NAD+ binding.